Molecule: messenger RNA, 882 nt
Organism: Brettanomyces bruxellensis
Lineage: Eukaryota; Fungi; Ascomycota; Pichiomycetes; Pichiales; Pichiaceae
Exons: 1
Coding region: 1-882 (293 amino acids)
Source: RefSeq, a predicted model, not a curated record
AUGAACUCAGUUGAGUAUCUUAAGAAGUUUGGCUGGAAGGAAGGAGAAGCAUUAAAAGAAGGCGGACUUAAACGCCCUAUCUUGGUUAAACACAAGUAUGAUUAUAAAGGUGUUGGACAAGAUGCAAAUGACGGUGUUGCUUGGUGGGAAAGAUUGUUUGAUGGGCAGCUUAAGGCAUUAGAUGUCAAUGGGGGCGGAAUAGAUCAGGUGGCUGCAGGUAAAAAGAACACUGGAAUUCCAACAAUGUUCAAUCCUAAUGCUAGUAAAGUCAAAGCUAGCGGAAUUGAUAAGUCGGAAUCGCCAUUAUAUCGAAUGUUUGUGUUUGGAGAAAUUCUACAAGGUACGAUCGGCAAUCAUGCAGAGCCUCCUAAGGUGGAAAAGAUUUUGACACCACAGAAAAAUGCAAAGUCGGAUGUAAGUCUUGUUUCCUCAGAUGACCGAUUAGUGAUUUUCGAUGUGUCGUCUGAUAAUGAUGAGGAACACAAGCAUGAGCACGGACACAGGCACAAGCAUAAGUCUGGACACAAGAAAAGUCAUAAGCAUAGACACAAUCACAGUUCUGAUGAGGAUAAGGACAAGAUACAAUCACAUAGCGAUGAAAAACCCAAUAGUCACAGUCACAAACAUAAUCACAAGCAUAAGCACAAACAUGAAAACGUCAAGGUUACGAUGGAGGGGAAAGAGGCCGGAGUUCUGAUUGGCGGAAAAAAGGAGAAUCAAAUGUUUUUCCCGGAUAUCGGAGGAAAAAUGAUAAACGAUAGCAGACACCAUAAUAGACAUUCCCACAAUUCAGGAACACACAAGAAAAGAAAACAUAGCCACAAAAAUAAGCAGAGUGGAGACACUGGUGGUCACCGCUCAAAGAAGAGAAAGACAGAGUAA